Molecule: messenger RNA, 4841 nt
Organism: Oreochromis aureus
Lineage: Eukaryota; Metazoa; Chordata; Actinopteri; Cichliformes; Cichlidae
Product: multidrug resistance-associated protein 9-like
Biological process (GO): transmembrane transport
Cellular component (GO): membrane
Molecular function (GO): ATP binding; ABC-type transporter activity; ATP hydrolysis activity
Source: RefSeq, a predicted model, not a curated record
UUCCUUACUAGUUACUAUGUUUUAAAAAUCUGACUAUUCUGCUGCCUAAUAUCAACAAAACUGGCAAAUAUAACAAGCUGAUGAUACAUUCCUCCCAAAGUCACUUGUCUGUUGUAAAAGUCUACAUAGCUUUAAAGACCACGUAGCCCAUAGGUAAGGCCUCCUCUGCAGAUCGAUCGAUUAGUAUAAAAGCGCCGCCUACUGACCAAUCACCUCUCACGGAAGAUGGCGUCGGCACGUGUGGAGCAUCCUGCGGACUCAGUUGCGUGGGCGGGAGAAGAUGAGAUCCACUUGGGACCUGUGUCUUUUGCCUCAGAAGAUGCAGAUAAUGACAUCAGGGAAAUACCCCAUCCUUGCCCACUUAGAAAAUACUGACGGAGCAUGCAGACCCUUAUACCCUUCCGCUGUUCCUCACCAGAGUCCCAUGCUGUAGAUAAUGCAGGUUUAAUAUCAUUUUCAGUCUUUUUGUGGAUGAUCCCCAAAAUGUAGGCCAUGUUCAAGAACAGGCUGGAUACAUCCGACCUACACCUGUCUCCUUUUGAUGUAGCAGACAUUAGCGCAAAAAGGCUCCAGAGGCUAUGGAAUGAAGAAGUGGCAAGGAGAGGUUUGGAGAAUGCCUCACUAAUUUGGGUGACUCCUCGUUUUCAAAGAACCAGACUUAUUCUGUCCGCCCUUGUCUCUAUUCUUGCCAUGUUGGCGGCCUUUUUGGGGCCGGCGGUCGUCGUUUAUAAGAUCUUAGACUACGUUAGUGACCCAGGAGAAACCAGUGGUGUUGGUUUGGCUUUUGCAUUGUUCACCACAGAGUUGCUCAAAACUUCCAUGAUAUCCUUGCAGUGGGCAUUAACACUGCGUACGGCCAUCAGAUUGAAAGGUGCCUUAUGCUCUUUGGGCUUCCAGAAAGUCACAUCUCUGCGAGUACUUGGCGACGUCUCAAACGGAGAGAUUCUUAAUAUUUUGACCAAUGUUGGACACACGGUUUUUGAGGCAGUUGUGAAUGGGAGCUUUGUGAUGUCCACCCCUGUACUCUUUGUUGCGGGCAUUUGUUAUGCCUGGAACAUUCUGGGCUACACCGCACUUAUCGGAGUCUUCAUCUACCUCAUCUUUAUUCCCAUUGAAUAUCUCUUGGCACAUCUCACAAAUGUAUUCAAAACAGAAGCCAUGGUAAUAAAAGACAGACGUGUUCAUACAAUGACUGAGAUUCUCAACAGCAUUAAGCUAAUCAAGAUGUACGCCUGGGAAGAUUCUUUUGAGAUGAAGAUAGCAGAGUUGAGGAAACUUGAAAAGAAACUAAUACAGAAGAUCGUUGAAAUCCAGAGUAUUAAUAGCAGCGUGACCAUGGGCAUCAGCACCAUUGCCACUGUUUUCACCUUUCUCAUCCACACUUUGUUGGGGUUACCACUGAAAGCAUCUGACGCUUUUACCGUUGUUGCCAUCUUCACCUCCAUGAGGUUCACUUUUGCUCUCAUGCCGAUUGCUGUGAAGGCCCUCGCUGAGGCUUUUGUGUCACUAAAACGAUUUAGGAAAAUCUUACUGAUCCAGAAUCCUGAGCCUUACCUGAUGCAAAUAGCAGGCAGUAACUCUGCUAUUGUGAUGAGAAAUGCUACACUUUCAUGGACCAAACGCAGCCAGUUAGAGGCACCGUCCAGAGCAGCUAAUGAGGUGACGGAACACAAUAUGGACGUGACUUCUCCAAAUGAAAAUGUUGAGACCUUACCAACCCUCAGAAACAUCUCUUUUACACUACCCAAGGGAAAACUGCUUGGUGUCUCUGGGAAUGUGGGUAGCGGAAAGACGUCACUGAUUUGCAGCAUUUUGGAACAGAUGCACCUUCUUCAGGGCUCCAUCACAGCUGAUGGGACAUUUGCGUAUGUUUGCCAACAGGCCUGGAUUUUUCAUGGAAUUGUUCGAGAAAAUAUUCUUAUGGGGGAACCUUUUGAUCAGGCCAGAUAUGACAGAGUUGUGGAUAUCUGUAGCCUCGGAGCUGACCUAAGCAUCCUGCAAUAUGGUGACCAAACUGAGAUUGGCGAGCGGGGUCUAAAUCUAUCAGGGGGACAGAAGCAGAGAAUCAGCCUGGCAAGAGCAGUCUAUUCCAACAGGGACAUUUUCCUCCUUGAUGACCCACUAUCUGCUGUUGACGCUCAUGUGGGGAAACACAUUUUUGAAGAAUGUAUAAAGAAAGAGCUGAGAGGAAAAUCCAUCGUACUGGUUACACAUCAGCUCCAGUAUUUGGAGUUCUGUGAUGAGAUCCUGGUUCUGGAAAACGGAACAGUAUGGGAGUCUGGAAACCACAGGGAUCUGAUGAGAGCCAAUGGACGCUAUACUCAGCUCAUCAGUACCUGCCAGAUGGAAGAGUCCAAAACGAAGAAAAAGGAAGAUGGGAACAUGGCACUAGCAUCAUUUAUUGAUGGCCAGUCGGAAGAGAUUGACCUCAGACAUUGUGCAAGCACUGGCACUGAGAACCCUGCUGCUGUCCCAGCUGGUAGUGAGCUAGUGAGUCAGGAGUCCUCUACAAACGGUGCCAUCUCCUGGAGAACAUACCGCACAUACUCCCAGGCAGUUGGAGGCUACACAGUUUCCUUCUUUAUCCUCCUGAAUGUGUUCCUGUUGGCAGGAUCCAGUGUCUUCAGCAAUUGGUGGUUUAGCUUCUGGAUGGCAAGUGGUGAUGGGUCAUCCAGUAACACAACUGCAGUCCAGGGAGAAAUCUCUCAAAAUCCACACCUUCACUUCUACCAGGUUAUUUAUGCUGCAACAGUGGUUGUCAUUGUACUUUCCAUUGUGAAAUCCAUAAUCUACACUUAUUUCACCUUGAAGGCCUCCUGCAAAUUCCAUGACAUGCUGUUCAAAAAGAUUGAUAGUCCAAUGUGUUUCUUUGACACAACUCCAACGGGCCGACUUCUAAAUCGUUUCUCUAAAGAUCAAGACGAAGUGGAAACUGUCCUUCCUCUUGUCAUGGAUUCUUUCUUCCAGUGUUCUCUACUCGUCGCAUUCACAAUUGCUGUCAUCUCAGUUAUUUUCCCCGCCAUGCUUGUAGUUGGAGUUAUUAUGGCAGCUUUUGUUGCCUUUACUGUCUUUAUAUUCCAGAAGAGUAUACGUCAUAUGAAGAAUCUAGAAAACAUCAGUCGCUCUCCAUGGUUCUCUCUAACCACCUCAACUUUGCAUGGCCUCAGCACCAUCCAUGCCUAUAAUAGAAGAGACAGCCUUAUAGAACAGUUCAAUAUCUUGAGUGAUAUCAACUCCAAAUACCUUUUCAUGUUUAGUGCUGGCACACGUGCAUUCGCCUUCUGCCUGGAAUUGAUGGCUGCUACUACAACACUGUUUGUGGCUCUCUUUGUAGUGCUCAGCAGUAACGACUUAAUCAGUCCAUCCUUGAAAGGCCUCGCAAUAUCCUAUUCCUUGCAGUUGACAGGCAUGCUUCAAUAUGUAGCCAGACUCUCGAUAGAAGUGGAAGCAAGAUUCAACUCAGCAGAACGGCUCCAGGAAUAUGUCACGGAUUGUAAGUCUGAGGCUCCCAGGCAUGUUAAGGAGACUCAGAUCCCACAGGACUGGCCUAGCAGUGGGGGCGUCUCCUUCGUAGACUAUAAGAUGAGGUACAGAGAGAAUACACCAAUUGUCCUGAACGGCAUUGAUUUCCACAUUCAACCUGGAGAGAAGCUGGGCAUCGUGGGAAGGACUGGUUCUGGGAAAUCCUCUUUAGGAGUAGCUCUAUUUAGACUUGUGGAGCCUGCAGCAGGAACCAUACUGAUAGAUGGGGUGGACAUCAUGUCCAUUGGCCUGCAAGACCUGCGUAGCAAAUUGUCUGCGAUUCCUCAGGACCCUGUGCUAUUUGUUGGUACAGUCAGGUACAACUUGGACCCCUUUAAUAAAUACACUGACGAGGAGAUCUGGGCAGCGCUCGAGAAGAGCUACAUGAAGGACUCGAUCUCAAAGCUGGAGGGGAAGCUUGAAGCACAUGAUGGAGAAAACUUCUCCGUAGGCCAGAGACAGCUGAUCUGUAUGGCUAGAGCCUUACUCCGUAACUCCAAGAUCAUUCUUUUGGAUGAAGCCACUGCCUCCAUAGAUGCAGAGACGGAUGCUCUGAUCCAAAACACCAUCCAAGAAGCCUUCCGUAAUAGCACUAUGCUCACGAUAGCUCAUCGGAUCAGCACUGUGAUGCAAGCAGAUCGUAUUCUGGUCAUGGACAAUGGACAGGUAACAACCCCAAAUAUGCACAGAUUAAGUAAAUAUGAGGAUUCAUGAAUGACAAUCAUUGUAUUGGGGGGGAGGGAUCAACCUAAGAAGAGCAGCAUACACAAAAGCACCCAACAUUCUUAAAACCAAUUUCAAAGUCAGCUUAAAUACGCCCUGGAGUGCAUCCAUUGGCUACAGGACUCAGAACUCAGCCAAUAGGAUCAGCAGGUGGGAAUGGUGGAACUAAGAGGUCAGAACCUGUCACUCAGCCAAUAACUGAGUUUUAUUUACGCUAGCAGAUUUUUUUUGUUUAUUUGUUGUGACAUCUUUGAGUUUUUCAUUUGUUUUGUUUUGUAAACUGAUGAUGAUGAUGAUGAUGAUGAUGAUGAUGAUAAUAAUAAUAAUAAUAAUAAUAAUAAUAAUAAUAAUAAUAAUAAUAAUAUUAUUAAUAAAUUGCUUGCUUUUCUUUUACGUCAUCUGCCCUGUAUAUGUGUUGUCUCCUCCACCACCUCACCUUUUGAUCCCGAGCCUUAAAGUUAAAAAAGAACAGUAUCUCUAACAUUACAUUUACUGGUUAGAGUAAAACAUCUGAAAUUGUUUUUUGAAAUAGAAAUAAAUCUAGCAUAGAUUUACAUUGAAAGGUUAAGCGUGCUAGCUCUCCUCACAGCACCUAC